This is a messenger RNA of Penicillium angulare, 2196 nucleotides long. RefSeq names its product putative actin polymerization protein Bzz1. The record is from RefSeq and is a predicted model, not a curated record. Gene Ontology annotation, molecular function: protein binding. Bases 1 to 2196 code for a protein of 731 amino acids. The transcript is spliced from 6 exons. NCBI's taxonomy places the organism in Eukaryota, Fungi, Ascomycota, Eurotiomycetes, Eurotiales, Aspergillaceae. Gene Ontology annotation, biological process: regulation of actin filament polymerization.
AUGGCGGCAGCAGACGUGGCUCCCCAGUUUGGAGCGGAACUAAAGGACUCUUUCAAGCCCGUCAACGCUUGGGUAUCGAACGGUAUAUCGUGGCUGGAAGAAGUUCAACAAUUUUACCGAGAACGUAGCGUUAUAGAGAAGGAAUAUGCAACAAAGCUCUCUGCUCUUUGCCAGAGGUAUCAUGACCGCAAGUCAAAGAAGAUUGGUCCGUUGAGUGUCGGCGACACUCCAACCAUGACCCCCGGCUCCCUCGAAAGCGCCUCUCUCACAACAUGGACUACUCAAUUGAGUACGGUGGAGGCACACGCAGCAGAGCGCGAUAAAUUUGGCACGGAAUUGGUCACCCAUGUCGCCGAACCCAUGAAACAAGCGGCGCUGCAAUACGAAGAAAUCCGGAAAUGCCAUUCUGACUACCAUGCGAAGCUGGAAAAAGAACGAGACACGUCAUAUGGAGAAUUAAAGAAGGCGAAGGGUAAAUAUGACGGUUCUUGUCAAGAGGUAGAGUCCCGAAGAAAAAAGAUGGACUCUUCUUUCGACCAUAGCAAGGCCAAGGCGCAGGGCGCGUUCCAGCAACAAUUAUUGGAGAUGAACAAUUAUAAGAACCUAUACCUUUUACAAAUCAAUGUCACCAACAAAUUAAAGGAGAAAUUCUUUCAUGAAUAUGUCCCAGAGGUGGUUGAUGGCUUGCAAGAUCUUAAUGAAACCCGGGUUUCAAAAUUGAACGCUUUAUGGAUUCUAGCAACGCAGCUAGAAAAGGCGGCCUUCACAACCAGCGUAAACAACGCCUCAAACCUGCUUAAUGAGAUUCCCCGCAACGACCCUCGAAUGGAUUCCAUGAUGUUCCUUCAGCAUAACGCCAUUCAGUCCCAGGAGCCUGCCAACAUGGGAUUCGAGCCUAGCUCCAUUUGGCACGAUGACGCCUCUAUCAUCACUGAUGAAGCUGCUAAGGUGUUCCUUCGCAAUUUGCUUGGAAAGAGCAAAACGCAGGUGCGCGAAAUGCGAGUGGAAGCAGAUCGAAGGAAGCGCGAAGUGGAGAGCGGCAAGAAGACUAGGCAAACUAUUCGCCAAGCCAAAGAUAGUCGCAGUGAAGUUGAAAUCGUGCGGAAUAUAUUCCAGUGGCAGGAGCUCUUGCACGAAGUGGAUCGCAAAUGGCUGGCGGCAGAAGUUGAGACUGCUACGAUUAUAGCGGUAGCGGGAGACCUAUCCCUAGGAGCUCAAAACCAUAACUUCCGGUCGCAAACAUUCAAGAUUCCUACAAACUGUGAUUAUUGUGGAGAUCGUAUUUGGGGUCUUUCUGCUAAGGGAUUCGACUGCCAGGACUGCGGGUAUACAUGUCACAGCAAGUGUCAAAUGAAGGUUCCUGCUGAAUGCCCGGGUGAGCAGACAAAAGAAGAGAAGAAGAAACUUAAAGUGAUGCGACAGGAACAGGCAGGUUCUGGACCUGCUGUGGAUCUUGAAUCCUCAGCUACAUCGGCGACUGCGCCAUCUCUUACUCGUCAAAAUACCAUGAACUCCCUUAGCUCGGGCUAUGCAGCUAGUACAGCCCGUUCUGCAUCCAACGUGGCUGUUCAACCCACCCCUGAGGACCCUGCAGAUGAAGUUUCAGCCCCUGUGGCUGAGACCAAGCCAAAUGCUGGAAGGAAGCACCGAGUCAUGGCUCCACCCCCUACGGCAUAUAUGAGUGCUCCACCACCAAUGGAGUCAAGUACGUUUGCCAAACCCAGAGGAAAGAUGGUUUAUGGGUUUGAGGCUACUGGCUCCGAUGAAGUCACAGUACGAGAUGGAGAUGACGUGAUGAUUGUUGAGCCCGAUGAUGGAUCCGGCUGGAUGCGUGUUAGCAUAGGCGGUCAAGAAGGACUCGUCCCAGCCUCAUACGUCGAAGCCGCACCGACGCCAGCUCCAUCAGCUAGUUUGCCCGAACGACCGGGCUCCACCUAUUCAAACUCCUCAGCAUCAUUGGCUGGAUCGGCUACACCCAAGCGAGUGGGACCAGCAGUUGCCCCGCGCAGAGGUGCAAAAAAGCUUCAAUAUGUCGAAGCGUUGUAUGAUUAUGAGGCUCGAAGCGACGUGGAGUGGAACAUGGCGGAGGGCGAUCGAUUUGUCCUGAUUACCCGGGACGGUGGCGAUGGGUGGGCAGAUGUGGAGCGCGGUGGGGUCACAAAGAGUGUUCCGGCGAACUAUAUCCAAGAAGUGUAA